Penicillium canescens is the source of this 1272-nucleotide messenger RNA. RefSeq lists its product as uncharacterized. Bases 1 to 1272 code for a protein of 423 amino acids. NCBI's taxonomy places the organism in Eukaryota, Fungi, Ascomycota, Eurotiomycetes, Eurotiales, Aspergillaceae. The transcript has 10 exons. The record is from RefSeq and is a predicted model, not a curated record.
AUGUCUAGUGGACAUGGCAAUGUUGUUAAGGAGACGGUGGAUUGCCCAAACAAAGAAAAUCUCUUGAUCGGAUGUCAACCAUUUCAAACAUUUCAGGGGAUCCGCCAACAAGAGUGUGCCUAUCUUUCGCACUUUAAUAUACAUUCAUCUUCCACGAAUCCAAGCAUGUCCGACAUACUCGAAGUCGAUCCUGACUGCUAUGACGCUCGGCCUUAUAAACCGGGGGAUUUUGAAUCAGAAACGACUUCCCUCGCAUCCACCAUCUAUCGCGGGGUAUUCGAAAAUGGGAGACGCUACCAAGUCGUCAAGGAGGGCAGAUCCUGGUGUCCAUCAGAUGAACAGCAGUGGGAGAGUCUAGAAGCAGGGUCUGUUUAUUUCCCCAUACUGGAACCCAAAGCUGACCCCGACAGACAUCUGAUCGCUAUAAUCCUAGACUCGGACAGGGAAAAUCCACUAUUUUAUGCACCUAUUGAAAACCCCAAGCAUAUUCUAGACAUUGGAACCGGCCGAGGGAGUUGGGCUGUUGAUACGGCAGAUCUGUUCCCAGAAAGUAACAAUCGUCCGAGGCGUAGACCUCUUCCCCCCACCAGGAGAGUGGCUCCCCCAAACUGCAUAAUGGAAGUAGACGACAUCCUCCAAGAAUGGACGUGGCGCGAUCCAUUCGACCUUAUCCACCUGCGACACAUGCUAGGCUCAUUCACACCCGAGGAAUGGGAUAUCGUAUACAAGCAUUGCUACGACAACCUAAAAGCCGGCUCGUGGAUCGAACACCUAGAAAUGGACCCGCGAAUAAGCUGCAGCGACAACAGCCUCCCGAAAGAUGCCUACACGCCCAACUUCAGCGAACGCGUCCUCGACGCGGCCGAGAACUGGAACCACCCCCUCGACACAGUGCGCACAAUGCGACAGAGUCUUGAAAAGGCCGGGUUCGUGGAUAUCCACGAAAAGCGCUAUCGAUGUCCGAUAGGCCCGUGGGCGCGUGAUGCGACGCUAAAAGAGGCUGGGCGGUUGCAUUAUCAUCAUUGGGCUACGGGGAUGGAGGGCUGGGCUAUGUUUAUGCUUACUAAAUGGGGGUCGCCGAAGCCCUGGACUAAAGAGGAGGUGCAGGUUCUUGUUGCUAAGGUGAGGGGGGAGUUGAAGGAUCCUCAUUUGCAUAUGUUUCAAAAUACGAGGAGGGUUUGGGCUAGGAAGCCGACUGAUAAGGAGAUGGGAGGGAUUCCGGUUAAGGAGGAGGAUGAUGUCUUUAUUAAGAGUGAGGAGGUUGGGAGGUGA